Messenger RNA from Myotis davidii, 1154 nucleotides. RefSeq names its product membrane-spanning 4-domains subfamily A member 8-like. NCBI's taxonomy places the organism in Eukaryota, Metazoa, Chordata, Mammalia, Chiroptera, Vespertilionidae. Gene Ontology annotation, cellular component: plasma membrane. The transcript has 7 exons. Gene Ontology annotation, biological process: cell surface receptor signaling pathway. The record is from RefSeq and is a predicted model, not a curated record. The coding region runs from base 279 to 1025 and encodes 248 amino acids.
ACUUAUCCAAUUGUACUGCAUUUAAUUGGUCACUUGUCAUUCAUAGGAAGUAAAUGUGGGUGAGAAAACUGAGCUCUAGGGUGUUAGUGACACGCCCUGCCCCUAGGAGGACUUUGUUUUAGAUCUUGCUAAACAUAUUUCCCAACUGAACCCAGUGUGAUAGCUCUUUUGGAAACUUUGAACUAAGUGUUUUUUCUUUCCAGGAAUAUUAGGUCGCCUACAACAAGCCCUGGGAAAGAGGAACAAGCGAGAUUUAGCCACUGGCAGAACAAAAUAUCAUGAAUUUGAUGACUUCAGCAGGCUCCACAGCCAAUUCUGUGAUUGCGAUGGCACCCCACCACGGGUAUCCUGUGAACCCUGGAAGCAUGUCUCAGGUGCCCCAAUAUCCACUCAACCAACCCCAAGUCCACCAAAUUCCUGGGAACCCACAUGGUUUGGAGCCGCCCGUGUCUAUGCAACCUGCCCAGAGAUCCUUAAAAGAGGGCAAAGUUUUAGGGGCCAUCCAGAUCCUGAUCGGCCUGAUACACUUUGGCCUCGGCAGUGUCAUAGGCAUGGUUCUCUGGUACUACAUCGCAGUCUCAUUCUACGGAGGCUAUCCCUUCUGGGGAGGCAUCUUGUUCAUCAUUUCAGGAUCCCUCUCAGUGGCAUCAGAACAGCUACCAAGAUCUUCUUGCCUGCUGAAAGGUAGCAUGGGCAUGAGUAUCGUCAGUGCAAUCUUCUCUAUGGUUGGAAUCAUGCUCCUCAUCACAGAUAUGGCUAUCAACCCCUUAUGUGUGUUCAGGUCCUCCUUUGAUUGCAGGAAAAUGGCCUCUGGAGUAGCUUCUUCUGCCGUGCUGUUCGUCUUUAGCCUCCUGGAGUUCUGCAUUGCCUGCACAUCUGCCCAUUUUGACUGCAAACUGCUCACCUCUUUAGAUAACAAUAGAACUGUGGUCUUUCAAACCGUCUAUGUGACAAACCCAGUGGCCAAUCCAGAACCAGUGAACACUCCACCAUCUUAUUCCAGUGAGAUCCAGGACUCCAAAUAAGCCAAAGGUUCUAGAAGCAUCUUUCACUGGAACCAAAAGAAGUCCCUUUCUGGGCUUCUGAAACUCAGCUUCUUCCUCCCCUGACAAACUAAGGAAAAUGUCUUUCCAGCUGUUGGCACCUUGUACUUC